This is a messenger RNA of Bombina bombina (fire-bellied toad), 1467 nucleotides long. Its product is annotated as major histocompatibility complex class I-related gene protein. Bases 71 to 1093 code for a protein of 340 amino acids. NCBI's taxonomy places the organism in Eukaryota, Metazoa, Chordata, Amphibia, Anura, Bombinatoridae. Gene Ontology annotation, cellular component: external side of plasma membrane. The transcript has 6 exons. The record is from RefSeq and is a predicted model, not a curated record. Gene Ontology annotation, biological process: immune response.
UUUCACUUUCAGAGCUAGCUACUUUACACCAUGAAAUAAAGCAGGACGUUUUUAAUUAAUUUAUAGACAUAUGGAAAUACUAUCACUUUUUGUGUUUUAUCUGCUGGGAUGUGGUGUCCAUGCAGAGAGUCACUCCUUGCGAUAUUAUUUCAGCACAGUCUUAUCAUCAAUUCCUGAGGUCCCUAUAUUCUCUGUGGUUGGACACGUUGAUGACAUACAGUGUGUGAAAUACACCAGUGACGAACCUCGUGCUCUGCCUACUUAUAAAUGGAUGGAAACUGGUUUAGGAACUGAACAUUGGGAGGAGUUGACUAAUCUUGGACAUUACUUUUCAAACUCCCACAAACAUUUUGCACGUUUGAUAGCGAGUCUGCACAACCAGACAAUUGACGUCAAGGAUGUUCACACAUUCCAGGUGAAGUUCGCCUGUGAGUUGCAUGAAGAUGGCAGCAUUGAUGGUUAUCAAGAGUAUGGCUUUAACGGGAAGGAGUUUAUUGUCUUUGAUAAGGAUAGAUUGGUGUAUAUCCCUGUAACGCAAGAGGCUCAGUUCAUAACACAACGAUGGAACAGGAACCGUGCACUAGGUGCAAGAGAUAAAGCUUAUAUUGAAAAGGACUGCAUUAGAUGGAUAAAGCAAUUUUUCCACCACGGAAAUGAGGAGCUAUAUAAAAAAGUCCGCCCACAGGUGCAUAUUUCUGAACACAAAACCGAGGGCAUCACAAAGCUUCACUGCCAAGUCUUUGGGUUUUACCCGCGAAAUGUGGACGUGAAAUGGAUGAGAAAUGAAAGUGAUGAGGUUUAUACAGAUGAAGCAAAAACUAUCCUCCCCAACCCUGAUGGGACAUAUCAGCUCAAGGUGACUGUGGAUGUGACACCUGAGGACGGGGACAAUUACUUCUGUCAUGUGGAUCACAGCAGCCUUGAGAACAUCAUGAUCAUACAAUGGGAACCUGGGAGGAGCAAAUCACCUAUCUCCUGGAUUAUUGUUGUUGUUCCUGCUGCCCUUAUUCUUGCAGCUAUCUGUGCUGCAAUUGUUACAUUUAAAAAAAAAUCAGCUCAGCAUCAGAGAGUAAAUACUUUGGAACCAGGGUGAAUUUAUGGAAUUAUCAGCUGCUUUUACUGUUCAUGAUGAUUAUAUCAUAGGUUUCCAAAAAUGAGAAACAGCUUUUCAGCAUAUGUGUGUUGCCUGUAGUCACAAGGAUGAUUAAUAUUUAUAUGUAUUUAUUUAAAAUGUAUUCUUACUACACCAUAAAACCACAGCUAUCAAUAUCAUUUUUCUUUAGUUCCUCUUUUCCAUUAUUAUUAUAUAAUCAAAGUAGGAAAUAAAUUAAUUUUCAUUAUGGAACUUUACACAAAAAAAAAAAUAGUGAGCUGGGACUUUAACAGCUGUUCAUAUUGGAUUGAAUCUGCAAUAUUUUUAAUAACUUUGUUAAUACAAUUAUUAAAACAAAAUUCAUGAUAUUUGAA